UUCUCACAUCUCUUUUGGGUGGGUUUUCAGUCACAGUGCAGCAGAUUUUGUAGAAGCAUUCAUUCAGAUGAAGAAGGACGAUUGGUUAUCCGCUGCGUUAUCCGAUGAUUCGGUGGUGGUGGAGCUGCUUUUCCGACUCAAACAUCACCCAUCUUCUUCUUCUACAUCUCAGUUGCGUAAUAGUACUACUCCUCCGCCGCCGCAGCCGACGACUACAGCGGCGGCAAAGGGUGGUUUGCAUCUGAGACUGCCGUUGAGUGGUUGGGGUCACCGUCAGCCGAGGUCGAAGCCGUCAUCUAUGUCAGUUAAGAAAGCGUAUACCUCCACUACCAGGUGUAGCCCUAUAACGCCGCUUUCCUGGAGCGGCGGCGCUGGUUCACCUAGUGACGACGGCUAUGAUGAGUCUAGCCGUCCACCGUCUUCCGAUCUAUCAUCCGCCUUCAGAUCCAAGGGCACUUUCACUAAUGAAACAAGUAAUAUUAGCAGCAGCAGCUGCAGCAAAAGAUCAAAGAAGAAAAGGACAUUCACUCAACUUAAGGAGGAAGAAAACUUACUUCUUAAAGAGAGGGUACAUUUAAAGAGGGAACUAGCAUCGAUUCAUGUGACCCUCAACGAACAAAGAGCUAAGAGCGACAACUUUAAAAGAAUCAAGUUUGAUUUGAAUCUACAAACCUCAAAUGAAAUGGCUGCAGAAUCAGCAUCCAAUCGAUGCAACAACCUGCUAACUCACUGUGCUGAUUCAGUCUUGUCAAGACACACAAUGGAUGAUGAUGACAUGGUAUCAUCUGAUUCACGUCGGUUAGAAAACUCUAGUGAGAAUCAGAAUAGAGGCUUUUUUCUACCUGAUCUAAAUGCAAUGCCCUCAGAGGAUGAAAUUUGCACACUAUGGAAUUAGACUUUGGUCGUCAGAAGGACAAACAACUGAUGUUGUCGACCUUCUCAACCGAAACAACUAGCUGCGAUAAAUCAGGGUAUCAGCUUCUUGCACGAGCGUAGGAGCUGUUUGUAAAUUACAGGAAAGAGAUCUUCUUCAGGCUGAGGCAAAGUCUCAGAUGCAAUGACUCUAUUUUGCUGUUUGUUGACAGGCAAAUUGGAAGCUGUUGAGUCUAUGAAGAAGGUUUUUAAGGAUAGUAUAGAGAUCUUUACAGCUGAUAUGUAGAAACCUUUGAAAGAUUUUGCAGAUUUUUCCUGCUAGUUAUUUUGUUCUCUUUUUUCCCCCACAUAUAUGUUACUGCCUUUUAUUAUCUGGAACAUAAAUGAAUCGUUUAUUCUUUCCA
Nicotiana attenuata is the source of this 1277-nucleotide messenger RNA. RefSeq lists its product as uncharacterized. The record is from RefSeq and is a predicted model, not a curated record. The coding region runs from base 68 to 895 and encodes 275 amino acids. The transcript has 5 exons. Lineage: Eukaryota; Viridiplantae; Streptophyta; Magnoliopsida; Solanales; Solanaceae.